CGGAUGCACACUGCGUCCCGGCAUCAUGACGGCGCCGGCGCCAGCGCCGGCGGGGUCUCCAGGAUCUUGGAGUGAAAAUGUACUGGAGUAUUUCCUGAGAAACCACCAGAUUUCAAGUGAAGACGGUGCUGAGAUCCGAUGGUACCAUGCAGCUAACCACAAGGCGCAGGUGGCCGAGGCGCUGGGGAGUGCUGCUCACAUGAUAGAGGCUGACGUCAUUGUUCCGGGUGACGGGUCAGCGCAUGGACUGCCAAUCAUGGCCCAUCCCCCCGAGACGCACAGUGAUAACACUCUGCAGGAGUGGCUGAUGGAGGUCAUGAAAAGCAAUAAGGGCAUCAAACUGGAUUUUAAGAGCCUGGCAGCCGUCGAAGCGUCCAUGAGUCUUCUGGAGAAGGUGAAUGGGCACCUGCAGCGUCCUGUGUGGCUUAAUGCAGAUAUUCUUCCUGGACCCAAUGGCAGUGGCAAAGUGGUGGCUGCAAAACCCUUUAUAGACACAGUGACGUCCUUCUUUCCAGAUGUGACAUUUUCCCUGGGUUGGACAACAGGAUGGCAUCCUGAGAAAGUCAAUGAAGGAUACAGUUGGACAAUGGUUAAAGAGAUGGAAUAUAUAUGCAGUGGACUACAUCAGCCUGUCACCUUCCCCGUCAGAGCAGCGUUAGUCAGGCAGUCUUGUUCUCAGUUACUGUGGCUAUUGAAGAAAUCACAUAGGUAUAGCCUGACUAUUUGGACCGGGAAAGAUGAUAACUAUUCCACUGAAGAUUUACUCUAUAUUAGAGACAAUUUUAAUAAAAGACAAGUUUUCUAUGAUAUUUUGGAACCACAGAACUGUGAAUUCAAGCAAGCCAUUGGAAUCAAAGUUCAUCUGUAAGAAGAUUCUUCUAAAUUAUUUCUGUGUUUGGGUUUCAUAAUUUUCUGCUUUUGCUGAAUCGCCUGAUCAGCUGUGGUUCCUGGUUGAUGCUCUUGCAUCUGACUCAGACCUUAUUUGCCCUUCCACAAGAGAUUGGCAACAAAAUAUUGAAACGUUGAGUGUGCCCAGUUUACUAGUCAUUUAGGAACCUCUCUGCAGCUCGACAUGCCCGCAUGGAGUCCCGAGAAAGGCACUUCAGAAAGCGCAGCAGCUGUGACAUAUUAAAAUAUGACUGCCCAGGGGAUUGAUGAGGCGGCUGGUUUGCCUCUUCUCCCAGAAAACAAAUGGAGGUUUAGCUUUUCUUGGGUUUUCUUGUUUGUUUGUUUUUCAAAUAGGAUCUCACUUAGUCCCAGCUGGCCUCACAUUUGCAACAUAGUUGAGGCUGGCCUUGAACUUCUGAUUCUCCCGCUUCCUCCUUCCAUGUGCUAGGAGUGCAGGUGGGGACCCCAGGUCUGACUCAGGGGCUUUGAUUUUUAGUUCAGACAUACCUUCCUUACAGUGCCACCUCUACCCCUUGCUAACCAUACACUUCUGGAAAUGGUUAAUGUUGAUAAAGGGGUGGGAUGAGAACUCAUUUGUGGAGUUGUAAGAAGUAAGGUUUGUGUAAUAGAGACAACCAGCUCAAUGCCGGCCACACAGUAAAUACCCAGCAGGCGCAGUUGCUUCCUUCUUGAAAACUUGAUCAUGGUCAUGCACAUUACCGAGAGACAUGCAAAUAUGUAAAAUAAUCAUGUCUCCAACUGAGUCCGUGUGAUUUGUCAGAAAAUACCCAGAACUAUGCCAAGCAUAAAAGGUAUAAUUUAAUUUUAAAAUCUUACCACUACAAUGAAAUUGACUUAAAAUUAGGUCAAAAGCCAGGCAUGGUGGCGCAUGCCUUUAAUCCCAGCACUGGGGAAGUGGAGACAGUUGAUAUGCUGGGGCUUCCUGGUCUGUCAGACAGUCUAGCCAAAUGAGGCAAGUUCUGGGGUAGUGAGAGACCCUGUCUCAAAAAAGGUGGAUGGUGCCUGGGGAACAACACCUGAGGGCGUCCUCUGGUCUCUCCACAUGCAUGUGUACCUGUGCACACACACAAGCUCAUCAAAAGACACCAUUAACGUAUCUGACAAAGGUUCAUAUUCUGAAUAUGUGAAGUACCCUAAACAAUAAAAAGCCAAAAUUCCUAAUGAAAAAUCAGAAAAUGCCUUAACAGUUACUUCACAAAACACUCAUAUGGCCAAAACAAUAUCAAAAAACACUGAGCAACAUCACUCAUCCAGGAAAAGCAAGUUAAACCAUAAUGAAAUACUAAUACUAACCCCUUCUCCCAGAAAGACUAACACUGAAAGGACUGUCAACUCCUUGCAGAAAACCAAGGGAAAACAAUGUGGCAGUUUCUAAUAAAGAUAAUAUCUUGCCUUGGGGCCCAGGAAUUCUGUGUGCAUAUGCCCCAGAGACGAAGCCCCUGUGCUCAUCCGCUCUACUGUGUCCUUAGCCACAAUCUAGAAACAACCAAACUUCUUUCAACAACAGAAUUUAUAAAUAAUGGUAGAAUCCUACAAUGAGCUUAUUAUACAAAGGACCAAAAAGUUUGUAGUACUAAUGCAUAUAAUAAAGAUGAAUGUUAGGACAUGGUGUGUGAGCAGACACGAGCACCCACCCGCGGACACGUUUAUAUGAAGUUCAACACAGCAAAUACUGAGCCUUGCAUGGUGGCGCAUGCCUCUAAUCCCAGCACUCAGGAGGCAGAGGUAGGAGGAUCACCAUGAGUUCAAGGCCAUUCUGAAACUACAUAGUGAAUUCCAGGUCAGCCUGAACUACAGUAAGACCCUACCGCGAAAAACAAACUUUGGUGAUAGCAGUGAGAAUAGUUGCUGCCCAUGCAGUUGGGGUGUGGGGGGGGGAUUGUCUGAAAGGGAAUGGUGGAACUUUGGAGGGGAGCUCUAUAACAGUUUCAAGAUGGCUACUUGGACCAGGCAUGGUGGCACCCACUUUUAGUCCCAGCACUUGGGAGGCAGAGGUAGGAGGAUCGCCAUGAGUCCGAGACCACCCUGAGACUACAUAGUGAAUUCAAGGUCAGCCUGAGCUAGAAUGAGACCCUACCUCAAAAAAAAAAAAAAAAAACCAAAAAAACCCAAGAUGGCUAUUUGGAUGUGUAUGAUGGCAUUAAAUGGUUGAGUUAUACAUUUUACUGUAUUUAAAUGAUGCAUAGCAAUCACUAUUUUCAAAAUACUUGAUGUACAGAAUGCAUAGAUUAUUAGCAGUCAAUGAAAAGCAGCCUUUGUUAGUGUGGAAAGAUGUUACACUGCAUUAUUGCAGCUUGCAAAAGGGCAUUACAGUUGUGUCAUAGCUGAAGUUACAUGUAUUCGCAUGCAUAGAAAUUUUUUGGAAAGAAGCUCAAACAAAAUAUGUAGUGGUUAAGUACUACCUUUUUUGUCUCUUCAAAUCUACCACAUUGGUGUUUAGGUCCUGUAACAUCAGAACUGAGCCUGACAAACUUUGAUAAGAUAUUUGAUUGCUCAUAGAAUCAGAGAUUUAAAAAAGUACAAUUGCCUAUGGGUUCUGUAACAGUGAUAUAAUUACUAAUUAGACAAAUAUGUACUUGUAUAUCCAAUGGGAAAUUAUUAAAAGUAAUUUGGAACAGUU
Messenger RNA from Jaculus jaculus (lesser Egyptian jerboa), 3529 nucleotides. RefSeq names its product family with sequence similarity 151 member B (gene Fam151b). Bases 26 to 868 code for a protein of 280 amino acids. NCBI's taxonomy places the organism in Eukaryota, Metazoa, Chordata, Mammalia, Rodentia, Dipodidae. The transcript is spliced from 6 exons. The record is from RefSeq and is a predicted model, not a curated record.